Nannospalax galili (Upper Galilee mountains blind mole rat) is the source of this 2649-nucleotide messenger RNA. RefSeq names its product calpain 9 (gene Capn9). The record is from RefSeq and is a predicted model, not a curated record. Lineage: Eukaryota; Metazoa; Chordata; Mammalia; Rodentia; Spalacidae. The coding region runs from base 1 to 2073 and encodes 690 amino acids. The transcript has 20 exons. Gene Ontology annotation, molecular function: calcium ion binding; calcium-dependent cysteine-type endopeptidase activity. Gene Ontology annotation, cellular component: cytoplasm. Gene Ontology annotation, biological process: proteolysis.
AUGCCUUACUUCCAUCGGUCCCUAAAGCCCCAGCUGCACCCAGUUCCCAGGGAUGCCCAGAUCACCCACUCCUCAGGUCAGAGCUUCGAGCAGCUGAGGCAAGGUUGCCUGCAGUCAGGCACCCUGUUUGAGGAUUCGGACUUCCCUGCCAGCAACACCUCCCUGUUCUACAGUGAGAGGCCCCAGGUCCCCUUCGUGUGGAAACGGCCAGGGGAACUCGUACAAAACCCAGAAUUCAUUCUUGGAGGGGCCACCAGGACUGACAUCUGUCAGGGGGAACUGGGAGAUUGCUGGCUGCUGGCGGCCAUUGCCUCCCUCACACUCAAUGAGAAAGCACUGGCCAGGGUGGUUCCCCAGGAUCAAGAUUUUGGUGCUGGCUAUGCUGGGAUCUUCCACUUCCAGUUUUGGCAACACAGUGAGUGGCUGGAUGUGGUGAUAGACGACCGCCUGCCCACCUUCAGAGACCGCCUGGUCUUCCUCCACUCAGCUGACCACAAUGAGUUCUGGAGUGCGCUGCUGGAGAAAGCCUAUGCCAAGCUGAAUGGGAGCUAUGAGGCACUGAAGGGGGGCAGCACCAUAGAGGCCAUGGAAGACUUUACUGGGGGUGUGGCUGAGAACUUCCAAACCCAAGAGGCCCCAGAGGAUUUCUACAGGAUCCUGGAGAAGGCCUUGAAGCGUGGCUCCUUGCUGGGCUGCUCUAUAGAUAUCCAAAAUGCCACUGAAUCUGAAGCCCGGACGCCUUUUGGUCUUAUUAAGGGUCAUGCCUAUACUGUGACGGGGCUCGAUCAGGUAAACUUCCAAGGCCGGAGUGUCCAGCUCAUUCGAGUUCGAAACCCUUGGGGCCAGGUGGAAUGGAAUGGGCCAUGGAGUGACAGCUCUCCUGAGUGGCGCUCUGUGAAUCUGGAGGAGCAGAAGCGACUGGGUCACACUGCUCUGGAUGAUGGGGAGUUCUGGAUGGCGUUUGAGGACUUCAAGGCCCAUUUCGACAAGGUGGAGAUCUGCAACCUCACACCUGAUGCCCUAGAGGACAGUGCCCUUCACAGGUGGGAGGUGACUGUCCAUCAAGGGAGCUGGGUUCGAGGCUCCACAGCUGGUGGAUGCCGCAACUUCCUAGAUACCUUCUGGACCAACCCUCAGAUAAAGCUGUCCCUGACUGAAAGGGCCGAGGGCCAGGACAGCUGCACCUUCCUAGCAGCCUUGAUGCAGAAAGAUCGCAGGAAACUCAAGAGAUUUGGCACCAACAUGCUGACCAUCGGCUAUGCCAUUUACCAGUGUCCAGACAAGGACGAACACCUGAGCAGGGACUUCUUCAGGUAUCAUGCCUCCCUGGCCAGAAGCAAGACAUUCAUCAACCUGAGAGAAGUCUCUGGCCGCUUUCAGCUGCCCCCAGGGGACUACAUCCUGAUUCCCAGCACCUUUGAGCCACACCAGGAGGCUGACUUCUGCCUGAGAAUCUUCUCCGAGAAGAAAGUUGUUACCUGGGACCUGGAUGAGAGUCUAGAUGUCAACCUUCCUGAGCCUCUGAAGCCGACUCCACCAGAGCAAGAGACAGAGGAGGAGCAGCAGUUCCGGGCCCUGUUUCAGCAAGUUGCUGGUGAGGACAUGGAGGUGACUGCUGAAGAACUUGAAUAUGUUUUAAAUGCCAUCUUGCAAAAGAAAACAUCUCUCAAGUUCAAGAAACUGAGCCUUCUGUCCUGCAGAAACAUCAUCUCUUUGAUGGAUACCAGCGGCAAUGGGAAACUGGAGUUCGAGGAGUUCCGAGUGUUUUGGGACAAGCUGAAGCGGUGGAUGAACCUGUUCCUCCAGUUUGAUGUGGAUAAAUCUGGCACCAUGUCUUCCUAUGAGCUGCGGACUGCACUGAAAGCUGCAGGCUUUCAGUUGAACAGUCACCUCCUGCAGCUGAUCGUCCUCAGGUACGCAGAUGAGAAGCUCCAGCUGGACUUCGAUGACUACCUCAACUGCCUGGUGCGGCUGGAGAAUGCAAGCCGGGUGUUCCAGGCUCUCAGUGUGAAGAACAAAGACUUCAUCCAUCUCAACAUAAACGAGUUCAUCAACUUGACCAUGAACAUCUGAGGUUGCCCUGAUAAGGAGGCCACCUGCCCAUCUGGCUUCUGGACCACACACCUCAGAACUGCUGGGGAGCCCUGCUCUCCCCUCUGCCUCACACCAUCCUCUCGGCCUCCCCAUCCUGAUCUGGGAGGAUCAGAUGGAGCUGUCUGCAUUCUCUGAUUCUGUACUGCUUCUCUGUAAAAUCACUGCCUCACAAGGACCAGUGGCACCACUUCUGCAUCAGGACUGAAGUUGCUAGAAUUCCUCCUUCCAUUCCCGCCUCCAUCAACCAACCAUCCAAUGUUCCAAUACCCCGGCCCUGGCUGUGUACUCCAAUCACCUCAUGAAGACAUUUUUAAAAAGGUUUUCUUUCCGUCUUGUAGGAAUGUGUGUCUAUGUGUGCGUAUGUGCAUAUUCUCAUGUGUGUGCAUAUGUAUGUGCCAGGGCCGGAAAUAGAUGGUGUCUUCCUCAAUCACUCUCCACUUUAUUUCUGAGACAGGGUCUCUCACUGAGCCUGGAGCCCACUGAUUCAGCUGGGCUCGCUUCCCUGCAAGCCCAGAGAUCUUCCUGUCUUUGCCUCCCAGGACUGGGAUUGCAGCU